Molecule: messenger RNA, 1505 nt
Organism: Procambarus clarkii (red swamp crayfish)
Lineage: Eukaryota; Metazoa; Arthropoda; Malacostraca; Decapoda; Cambaridae
Source: RefSeq, a predicted model, not a curated record
GUUUUGUGACUGAACUUUUUGUUGAUAUUCAUCAUUAUGCAUGUCCCCUCUGGAUGCCUUGUAUCUAAUGUAUAUUUUAAGUGCUAAACAUACAUUAUAUUGCAUAAUUCACUUAAUACAGCUGAAUGUUUUAUUGUCUUUUUUGUUGCAGAGGUGCUGUUUUUUUGUAUUUAUUCAAAUAAGUUAUUAUCAUCUGAUUGGUUGUAUACUAUUUGUUCCUGAAUCAUUUAUCUUGUCUUUGCUUUCCAACUUUGUUCCUUGCUGGACUAGAUAUAGUGGCGUGUUUAUGUAUGUUCUGUUUUCUCUGUUUGCCUGUGUGUUGCUUUCCAUCCAUUCCAAGUUCCUAUCUAUCCUUCACCUUUUAUUUUGUUUCUUCACCCUUUUUCGUCUCAUACUUAUUUGGCCCAGUGUUCUCUUUUGUUGUGUUCUCUGUCUCUCUCUCCCUCUUCUCUUCACACCUCCUCCAUCAUCCAUUUCCCUUCUUUCUCUCUCUUUCCUAGCUUUACCAUCCUCCCUUUCCCAAUUUUCUGCAUAUUUCCUUUCCUUGUCCGUUUCAUCUUCCCUCUUUCUCCUUCUCUCCUUCAUCCUCCCUCUCCUCUCCCUCACCGCCAAUCUCCGUGUUAACAGGACCACUCUACCAGAUGCACUGCUCCUCUACAGCCUCUGGUGUGGCCAACAUGUACAGCUUCUCCGGCACCACUACGCCUUCAGAGACCCCCAGGUCGCUCUCCAGAUCCCACGCAACGGCAGAAUCUGGCUCAAAUACCAGUAACCACUUGGAACAGCGUAACCGGACAGAUGGAGAGGAGACCAGACCUGUCCUCCCUACCUUUACCGUCGACCGUAGAGGAAUGAACCAUCGACCAGUGUCGGUGAACAUGAGUGAGAGGUCAAGCAUCAUCUCAGACGGGAUCCCGAGCGAGCUGCCGCCUCCCUACUGCGCCCAGCACUCUACGCUAGUGGCAGUCCGCACCACGCCCGCCUACGCCCCGACGUCCUCCCCACGCCCAUCCUCUCCUACCUAUCCCAGCACCCACGCCCCAUACGUCAUCAGUGGCGGGGAUAGCGGCUACAACUCAGGGUCUCUCGCCACGUUCCCUCAGUCAUUCAUGUGUCCAGCGUCACCAGCUCGGCUCCCGCCCAUCAGAUUAACGCCCUCGCUGGCCCAGAGCUUCGCACCAGCCCUCACGCCCACCACCCGCCCCUGCAGCACCGCCCAUAUCAUCCACACCCACCAGCAGGUCCCAGACGACCAUCUCUACACCGCCACCAAGUUCUAGCUGUCGCGAGAGUCUUCCGCCGAGAGGGGAAUUCAGAAUCAAAGACUGUGUCUUAGUUCUUUUGUCUGUGUUUAGGGUGGCUUAGAGAGUAUUGAUCAUGGGGGAUUAUCUUCACGUGAUUCAUGGUAUUGUAUGUUGUGGUGGUCGCGUGCCCCAGGGCAGUGUAUGUUGUGGUGGUCGCGUGCCCCAGGGCAGUGUAUGUUGUGGUGGUCGCGUGCCCCAGGG